GCUAAGUGAAAAGAUGAUGUACAAGUUGAUAUUACUUUUCUUUUACAUCCACCGGUGUCUUUGUCUGGAGAACCGACCGGACCCACGCAUAGUGGGCGGUUUUCCAGCUGAUAUUGCCAAUAUUCCGUACAUAGUAUCCAUACAACUAUAUGGCAUACACCAUUGUGGUGGCUCCAUAAUAAAUAACCAUACCAUUUUAACGGCUGCCCAUUGCUUAAACGGAGUUUCGCAUCGUCUGUUGAGAGUUAAAGUCGGUGGAACCUCACGAUAUCGGAAGGAUGGGGAUAUAUUCCAAGUGGCCGGUCUGCAGAUACAUGAUAAGUUCAAUGCCAAGACUAUGGACUAUGAUAUCGGAAUAAUCCGGCUGGCCAAGAACCUGACAUUGUCUAGAAAGGUUAAGGCAAUCCCCAUAAACCCCAAAAGAAUAGCGGAUGGAACAUAUGCCACCAUAGCCGGUUGGGGAUUUAAGUCCAUGAAUGGCGCUCCAUCGGACCAUCUGAGAUAUGCUCGAGUUCCAAUCGUAAAUCAAACGGCAUGCCGGAAUUUACUGGGAAAAAUUGUGACAGAUCGGAUGUUAUGUGCGGGAUAUCUUCAGGGAGGUACGGAUGCCUGUCAAAUGGACUCGGGAGGUCCUUUGUCAGUGGCGGAACAACUGGUGGGCGUCAUUUCCUGGGGAGUUGGGUGCGCUUUGGCCGACAAGCCGGGGGUCUAUUCACGCCUUGACGCUCUGUAUCCCUGGUUAAACAAGGUUUUAAAUAAACUUAAAUAAAUCUUUAUCAAGCAAAAA
Molecule: messenger RNA, 787 nt
Organism: Drosophila takahashii
Lineage: Eukaryota; Metazoa; Arthropoda; Insecta; Diptera; Drosophilidae
Product: trypsin-1
Biological process (GO): proteolysis
Molecular function (GO): serine-type endopeptidase activity
Source: RefSeq, a predicted model, not a curated record